AAUAAUACCUGCCUAAGGUAUGCUUGCCAACCAAUAAGAGCGAUCUUUCGGUAUCACGCGGGUGACGUCAAUCAUGGUGGAAUGAUCAGCUCCCAAAAAAAAAGACCAGGAAAAAUAAGAAGAAAAUGAAAUGAUCUUUACUACUUGUUAUCGCGAUCGGGGAGAAGUAGCUGAAGAGCCUCCGAGAUUGUUUGUCACAAAUCGAGAGGGUUUAUGUCAACCUGCACUAUAUAUAACUAGGUAGUUAAAUGAAGGUAGGUAGGUCAUGGGAUAGGUAACAAAUUGCUCCCCACCAAUGCUCCAUGUAUUCCUACUACUUUACCUCACUAAUUCUGUGUCUAAAAUAAACCACAAUCCUCCUGUUGCUUAAUAUACUUAAUGUCAAAUUAUCAAGUUCAAGCUAGUCAGUGAAUCAAAACCGGUCAUGUUUCCCAAGUUUCUUCUCCCGCCCUCUAUCUUCCGUGCCGACAAGAGAAAAGCGGGGAGUCCAACCUCAUCAUCUCCCAGCAUAGCAUCUGGGCUCCCGAAUGACGAGACAGCGGACCACAAAUACCUUCAUGGCCAUGUCUCUUACAUUCGGUGCUUGAAUUGCUCGGCGGACCUCUGUUUGACAUCGCAGAUUAUCAGCAAAGGAUUUACAGGCCGCCAUGGUCGCGCUUAUCUGGUGUCGGCAGAACCCAUAGCGACGGCAGUAUCUGUUAAUGCAACAUCUUCUCCGACAGAGUCGCUUCCAAAUACAUUAAUCCAGAGUCCCGUGUCGCGCCAGUUGGUUACCGGUGCGCAUAAAGUUAGUGAUAUCAACUGUGCCUUUUGUGGAGCGGUACUGGGUUGGAAAUAUGUCGCCGCAGAGGAAGAAUCGCAACGGUACAAGGUCGGCAAGUUUAUUCUGGAGACCAAGAGAAUCAUCACCUCGUCAUCUUGGGAAUCCGCCUCAUAUGUUGACUUGGCGGCUUGUCCCGGUUCACCGGAUUCCAUGGAGACAGGCCCCAAACCGCCACAGGAUAGCGUCGAGUUUGAUAGCCAGGAUGAGGAUGAAUGCGAGGACUUGUUUGCCGGGAUUUGGAGCCCCGGACUAGCGAUACGUCGCAGAAGCCGCAAGCUGGACCGAAAUGCCCCUGCUCUGGGGCUCACUGCCCUCUAAACUAUAAUAUCACCCUUACAAACGACGGCUAUCGCCCCUUAAUAUCGACCUCCUUCGGCGACUCUCGAGAGUCAUCCUCCCUCUUAAUGACUCCUCUUAUUGCGACCUUUUAUGACUAUGGAUAAUAUUUGUAUAUAACAACUUGGAAUAACGCUACCUUCCAAGCAUCCCAUCCCCACUUCAGCCCCCUUUACACGACUUCGCCACGUUAGGUAUCCUGUUAAUAGGAUAGAUAUUUCUCAAGAUAGGACUUGGAUUAGCUAGCAAGGGUAUAAUAAGAUUGAAGAUGAAUUAUGCAU
Molecule: messenger RNA, 1440 nt
Organism: Aspergillus ochraceoroseus IBT 24754
Lineage: Eukaryota; Fungi; Ascomycota; Eurotiomycetes; Eurotiales; Aspergillaceae
Product: yippee/mis18 family protein
Exons: 1
Coding region: 425-1141 (238 amino acids)
Source: RefSeq, a predicted model, not a curated record